Messenger RNA from Ochotona princeps (American pika), 1385 nucleotides. It is a transcript of the gene PLA2G5, whose product is annotated as phospholipase A2 group V. Gene Ontology annotation, molecular function: calcium ion binding; phospholipid binding. The coding region runs from base 202 to 618 and encodes 138 amino acids. The transcript is spliced from 5 exons. Gene Ontology annotation, biological process: lipid catabolic process; phospholipid metabolic process; arachidonate secretion. The record is from RefSeq and is a predicted model, not a curated record. Lineage: Eukaryota; Metazoa; Chordata; Mammalia; Lagomorpha; Ochotonidae.
AAACAUUCCCUUGUGGGAAAAGACGUCGUCAACAUCCGUUCCUGUAACCUCGGGGAGGUAUUUCAGGACCCAUGGAAAGGAAUCCAGACCUAGGUUAGAGCGGUUCCCAGCCAGCCUUAAAGAGAGCUCUCCUUGCUUCCUCCUGGCCUGGCUCUUUCUCUGGUGGUCUUCUAGCUCCACUCCUCUGGAAGCACCCCCGAGAUGAAGGACCUCCUCACGCUGACUUGGUUCCUGGCUUGUAGUGUGCCUGCUGUGCCAGGGAGCUUGCUAGACCUGAAGUCCAUGAUCGAGAAGGUGACCGGGAAGAAUGCCCUGACCAAGUAUGGCUUCUACGGCUGCUACUGUGGCUGGGGCGGCCGAGGGACCCCUUUAGAUGGCACCGAUUGGUGCUGCUGGGUGCACGACAGGUGCUAUGGGCGGCUGGAGGAGAGAUCCUGUAACAUCCGGACCCAGUCCUACAAAUACCGUGUUGCACAGGGCCUGGUCACCUGCGAGCUGGGGUCCUUCUGCCGGAUGCAGCUCUGCACCUGUGACCGCAAGCUAGUCUACUGCCUGAAGAGAAACCUCUGGAGCUACAACCCUCACUACCAAUACUACCCCAACUUCUUCUGUACCUAGAUGCUCUCCACCAGCUCCGUCCUGACCCCGACUUCAUCUGCCUGCUGACCACCAGCCAGGGUCCCCACAGCUCAGACCUCAUCCGUUCUUACAGGACACAAGGCUUAGGGAGCCCCAGGGCCAUGCUUUCCUCCAUCGUGGGGAGCCUGUAAGAAGUGAUUCUGGUCCCAAGGCUUCAGUUUGGCCCCACUGGAACUUGGAGCUCUCUGCAUGUACUCCAACAACCAACUCCGGUCCAUGGUGCCAAGUUGUCUUUGGAAGCUCAGCCUACAGCCCAUGGCUCUGCUUUUCCAGAGGUGUUCCAGCAAGAAGCAAGGCACUUGCAGACACCUGCCAGACAGACGCUGAGUGAAGUCCACACCCAGGCAGAGGAAGCCACAUGGGCGUUGUCCCAUGCUGCUGGCAUUGCCUGAGCCUCCCUCCCUGCUGCUGAGCCAGGAGCCCCAUCCCUGGGGUCCUCUUCAGUAGGAACCCUUGGCCUUGUCUGCCUGUGUAAUGCCAGUUGUGGUGGUCGUGGCCUUCAGACAGAGGUUUUCAAACUCCAGCUCUGGCUUUUGCUGUGUGACCUUGGGGGUCAUUCCCAAACCUCUCUUUCAGUUGCUUUACAAAGACCUUAUGUUCUUGGCAAUACAAGGUCAAGCUCACGAAGCCCACUUCUGUGCCCGCUCAUGGGAUGCUGAGCUUCUGGAUGGCAUUAAGCAGGAAUUCUUACACUUAACUUUAGCCAAAAGGCCGAGAAGCAAUGGGUGGAAAUUUUUAAAACUAGA